GCGUUACUUUGCUCUGCUUUAGAGUGGACCCGAAUUUUAAACUCUGGGAGUUUGAGGCUUGUAGAGUUGUCAUGUCAGACUCGCGUCAGUCAUGUGACUGCCCGCCACGCCAUCUCCAGUAACAGUUCUCUACUUCUGAACAAAUAACAAUGCAGGCUACGGGGAAAACGGGGGAAAAACAAAGCGUGUAGCUGGUCACUAUGAUUAAGAAAAGCUAUCGGAGUGCUAGCAUUGAUAGUGGCACAAGUGAUGAAGACAUGGUGGAGAUUGCAGGAGCGACUCUGGACUUUUCUAUGACAGAUGACGAUGCACCACUCGAUAGAGACAUUGCAGAGGGGUACACCUCCUACAAUGGGAACAGCAGGAUGAAUGGUGCUCCCAAAAUGAUGUAUUUCCUGGACGAGCCAGUACCAGGGGUGGGCACCUAUGAAGACUUUAACACAAUAGACUGGGUGAGGGAGAAGUCCAGAGACAGAGACCGGCACAGAGAGAUUGCCAGUAGAAGUAAAGAGUCUGCAUGGGCACUACUACAUAGUAUAAGCGAUGCCUUUUCAGGCUGGCUAAUCAUGGUGAAGGUCGGACUCCUGGCAGGUGCCCUGGCUGGUGUCAUUGACAUAUCUGCUCACUGGAUGACAGACCUGAAGGAAGGUUUUUGCUUGACCACGUUCUGGUUUAACAAAGAGCACUGCUGCUGGAGCUCAAAUGAAACCACAUUCAAGGACCCAAACAAGUGCCCCAGCUGGAAAACAUGGUCCGAGAUCAUACUGAACGAGUCAUCGGGGGCAUUUCCAUACAUACUCAACUACUUCAUUUACGUUGUGUGGGCUUUGCUGUUCUCUUUCCUCGCUGUGAUGCUUGUGAAAAGUUUUGCACCAUAUGCAUGUGGCUCUGGAAUUCCAGAGAUUAAAAGCAUAUUGAGUGGUUUCAUCAUUAGGGGCUACUUAGGCAAGUGGACCUUGCUCAUCAAAACCAUGACUCUGGUGUUAGCAGUGUCAUCAGGUCUGAGUCUGGGCAAAGAGGGCCCCUUGAUCCAUGUUGCUUGCUGUUGCGGCAACUUCUUCUGCCAUCUUUUUACAAAGUACAGAAGAAAUGAGGCCAAGAGAAGAGAGGUUUUGUCAGCUGCUGCAGCCGCUGGAGUCUCUGUAGCCUUUGGUGCUCCCAUCGGAGGGGUACUUUUCAGUCUUGAAGAGGUCAGUUAUUAUUUUCCUCUGAAAACUUUGUGGAGGUCUUUUUUUGCGGCCUUAGUAGCAGCAUUUACACUUCGUUCCAUCAACCCUUUUGGAAAUAGUCGCUUGGUGCUUUUCUACGUGGAGUUCCAUACUCCGUGGCAUCUUAUAGAACUCAUUCCAUUUAUUCUGUUGGGAAUAUUUGGUGGAGUGUGGGGGGCCUUCUUUAUUCGUACCAAUAUUGCUUGGUGCAGGAGACGUAAGACUACUAAGUUGGGUAAGUACCCAGUGGUGGAGGUGUUAGUUGUGACUGCCAUAACUGCUAUUUUGGCGUUUCCUAAUGAAUACACUCGGAUAAGCACCAGUGAGCUCAUCUCGGAACUCUUUAAUGACUGUGGAUUAUUAGAUUCCUCCCAGCUCUGUGACUACGUGAAUGUAUUUAACAGUACGAAUGUCGACAUCCUUCCUGACAGGCCAGCCAGCACUGGAGUCUACACAGCGAUGUGGCAGUUGUCACUGGCUCUGAUCUUCAAAAUAAUUAUCACAAUUUUUACAUUUGGCAUGAAGGUGCCCUCUGGUCUCUUCAUUCCUAGCAUGGCAGUAGGUGCCAUUGCUGGCAGGCUUCUUGGAGUUGGCAUGGAGCAGCUGGCUUACUACAAUAGCGACUGGUCCAUAUUUAAGAGCUGGUGCAGCCAUGGGGCAGACUGCAUUACCCCUGGGCUGUAUGCAAUGGUUGGGGCUGCAGCUUGUCUUGGUGGAGUGACACGAAUGACUGUAUCGCUAGUUGUCAUCAUGUUCGAGCUAACUGGAGGACUAGAAUAUAUUGUGCCUUUGAUGGCAGCAGCUAUGACUAGCAAAUGGGUGGCUGAUGCUAUUGGACGGGAAGGUAUUUACGAUGCACACAUUCGUUUGAAUGGGUAUCCCUUCCUGGAAGCAAAAGAAGAAUUUUCUCACAAGACUUUGGCCAUGGAUGUGAUGAGACCACAGAAGAGUGGAGCCCCUCUGACGGUCCUCACACAGGACAGUAUGACAGUUGAAGAUGUGGAGACAAUCAUUAAUGAGACAACAUUCAGUGGCUUCCCAGUUGUAGUGUCUCGGGAGUCUCAAAGACUUCUGGGAUUCUGUCUGCGAAGAGACCUUGUAAUAUCAAUAGAAAAUGCACGCAAGAAACAGGAUGGGAUAGUGAGUACGUCCACCAUAUACUUCACAGAGCACAUCCCACCCCAGCCGUCCAGUGCUCCUGCUGCACUGAAGCUUCGCAGCAUCUUAGAUCUGAGUCCCUUCACAGUGACAGACCACACUCCCAUGGAGAUUGUAGUGGAUAUCUUUCGCAAACUGGGGCUGCGGCAGUGUCUUGUCACACACAAUGGGCGUCUUUUAGGAAUCAUUACCAAAAAGGACGUGUUGAAGCACAUCGCUCAGAUGGCCAACCAGGAUCCUGAUUCCAUCCUCUUUAAUUAAACAUACCUCUUAUCUGAAGGAAAACUACAUUAUUUAAAAAAAAAAUAAAAAAAAAUAAAAAUAUAUUGUGUAUAUUCCUAACAAAAGUGAACAUGGACUAUGAACUGGUCUUCAGCACUUUCUUGUGUGGAAGAUGGACAAUCAUGCUGGGGGGGGAGGGUAUUUUUAUUCUACACAGUUAAUAUUACAGUUGCACUACAUAUUCUGUGGAAUUUUCUCUUCUCUGUGAAGAAGUGAUUUUUUUCCUAACAAGGAGCUGCACGGAUCUUUUGAUGAAGAAAUAAACUUACAAGAUAAUCGAUUAUA
Messenger RNA from Protopterus annectens (West African lungfish), 2933 nucleotides. It is a transcript of the gene CLCN5, whose product is annotated as chloride voltage-gated channel 5. Gene Ontology annotation, molecular function: voltage-gated chloride channel activity. Gene Ontology annotation, cellular component: Golgi apparatus; early endosome; membrane. The record is from RefSeq and is a predicted model, not a curated record. The coding region runs from base 201 to 2627 and encodes 808 amino acids. Gene Ontology annotation, biological process: chloride transport; transmembrane transport. The transcript has 13 exons. Lineage: Eukaryota; Metazoa; Chordata; Ceratodontiformes; Protopteridae.